Lobosporangium transversale is the source of this 1161-nucleotide messenger RNA. RefSeq lists its product as hypothetical. The record is from RefSeq and is a predicted model, not a curated record. The transcript is spliced from 2 exons. The coding region runs from base 380 to 1120 and encodes 246 amino acids. NCBI's taxonomy places the organism in Eukaryota, Fungi, Mortierellomycota, Mortierellomycetes, Mortierellales, Mortierellaceae. Gene Ontology annotation, molecular function: protein binding.
UGGACGGAUCAUCAGUCUCAUCACCAGAUAUCAAAUACAUGGAAGCUCGCUUUGACUAUAAAACACGAGGAUACGUUCUUCUCUGGGACGAUAUUAUAUUCAUUGACAAGGAUGCAGUCCGAAUAGAAUAUGGAGGGGAGACUUUAUUGUAUCGUGUCGACAUUAACCUGGAAUAUUUAACAUAUUGUACAUUAGCGUCAAACCGCUUCAAGUCUGUGCAGCGCUUGAUGUUGUACUGGAUAUUGUCGUUUCCUCUCAAUCAGGCAUUUUGAGGGGACCGGGUGCAGCAAUAACACAAGAAGGAUUGGAUGGAUCAGUUGGUGAGGACAAGGGUGAAGACAAAAAAGAUGAUGCUGUCACUCAGUACAAACGAGGUGAGAUGUACUAUUUUGGCGAAGGCGCCCCACAAGACUAUUCAAGAGCCUUUGACUGCUAUCUCAAGGCCGCCAGCCAAGGAGAUGCUAGUGCUCAGUACAGUCUAGGUACCAUGUACGAAGAUGGCAAGGGCGUCCCACAAGACUACUCAAAAGCCAUUGAAUGGUACCGCAGGGCAGCAAACCAAGGACAUACUGGUGGUCAGAUCAAUCUAGGGCACAUGUAUUAUGAUGGCAAUCGAGUUUCACAAGAUUAUGCAGAGGCAUUUGGCUGGUUCCUCAAGGCAGCCAGCCAAGGAGAGGUCAUUGGCCAGUAUAAUACAGGCGAAAUGUAUGAGAGUGGCAAAGGAACUCCGCAAGAUUACUCAAAAGCCUUUGAAUACUAUUUCAAGGCUGCUAAGCAAGGAGAUGCUGAUGCCCAGGCUGCACUAGGCGCCAUGUAUGAGGAAGGCAAUGGAGUCUCAAGAAACAAUUCAGAAGCCGUCAAAUGGUAUCUCAAGGCAGCAAACCAAGGACAUACCCGUGCUCAGUACAAUCUAGGCUGCAUGUAUGAGUGUGACAAUGGGAUCCCACAGGACUACUCAAAAGCCUUUAAAUGGUAUCUCAAAGCUGCUAAGCAAGGAAAUGCUGAUGCCCAACGCGCGGUCGCCUCAAUGUACGAGGAUGGCAAUGGAGUCGCUAAAAGUCCUGCUAAAGCAAAGCGAUGGUAUCAAAAAGCUGCAGAUCAAGAUGCUGUUGAUACUUAGGAAAUAUAGGAUCAGUUUAAAUGACCAAAAGCUUCAAAAUG